GUUAUAAGUUGAUAAGUUGAAGCAAUUUAGAGAUCACUUAUGAUUAAAUGAAUUACUAAACUCUAAAAACGAAUAUCCAUAAAGAUAAUAUUCGUAGUCACAUUAAUAAAUUAUACUAUGACUAAUUUUAAUUCUGCAUACAUUAGUAGUGUUCUUGCAACAGACAUGUCAUUUCCUACUAAAGAAGAGCGUUCACAGUGUUGGAGUGCAAGAGAUAGGUAUUGGUUGUGUUUGGAUGAAUAUAAGAUAGAUAAUCCAGCAAAAGAUGGUCCGUGUACAGAAUUUAGAAAAAUUUACGAAAAUUCUUGUUCGGCCCAGUGGGUAAAACAUUUCGAUCGAAGAAGAAACUAUUUGAAGUUUAAGGAUAAAAUUGAAAAAGAAGGGUAUGAGCCUUUGGAUCAACGAGCGAAUGUUAAAUAGAAAUAAAAUUCCCAGCAGUCCCAAAAUUGAAAAAUCCCAGUGGAUUAAACGACGCGUUUACCACGAUAUUGCGUGUUUAUUUUAAU
Agrilus planipennis (emerald ash borer) is the source of this 506-nucleotide messenger RNA. RefSeq names its product cytochrome c oxidase assembly factor 6 homolog. The record is from RefSeq and is a predicted model, not a curated record. The transcript has 3 exons. Gene Ontology annotation, cellular component: respiratory chain complex IV; mitochondrion. NCBI's taxonomy places the organism in Eukaryota, Metazoa, Arthropoda, Insecta, Coleoptera, Buprestidae. The coding region runs from base 118 to 420 and encodes 100 amino acids. Gene Ontology annotation, biological process: respiratory chain complex IV assembly.